Messenger RNA from Geodia barretti, 624 nucleotides. NCBI's taxonomy places the organism in Eukaryota, Metazoa, Porifera, Demospongiae, Tetractinellida, Geodiidae. The record is from the annotation of a GenBank genome assembly.
AUGAGCUACGGCAGGGGCAGACGCGAUAUCGCUGACUUUAUCAAUAAUCUGCUGCGCUUUAAGGACGGAAGCGUGUUUGAGCAUAUCAACUACGGUUUCGUGUUCACGGGGGUGUCGCGCUCGCUGACGCAUGAACUGGUGCGUCACCGCGCGGGCUUCGCAUACAGCCAGCGCAGCCAGCGAUAUGUGGACGAGAGCGGCAGCAGGUUCGUCGCGCCGCCAGUGCUUGCCGACGCUGCCGACGACGAGGUUCAGGCUGUUUUCGAGGCGGCGAUUGAAAGCGCGGCGAAGGGCUAUGAUGAACUGGUCAAGGCGCUGGAGUCUGCCAUACCCCGCGAGCGGUUCAAGCUUGCAACUGACCACCGCAAGGCAAUCCGGCAGGCGGCGCGCGCGGUUCUGCCAAAUGCAACCGAGACCAAGAUAUUCGUUACCGCCAACGUGCGGGCGUGGCGGCACUUCAUCGAAAUGCGAGGCAGCGCCUUCGCCGAUGUGGAAAUACGCAGACUUGCUAUAAUGGUGUUAGAAGCACUGGAAGUCGAAGCGCCGCUGCUGUUCGGGGACUUUACGACAGAGACACUGCCCGACGGCUCAAAGACGGCGACUCCGAAGUACUCCAAGGUCUGA